This is a messenger RNA of Hemisphaericaspora subhashii, 3576 nucleotides long. RefSeq names its product Med15p (gene MED15). The coding region runs from base 1 to 3576 and encodes 1191 amino acids. The record is from RefSeq and is a predicted model, not a curated record. The transcript has a single exon. Lineage: Eukaryota; Fungi; Ascomycota; Pichiomycetes; Serinales; Debaryomycetaceae. Gene Ontology annotation, cellular component: mediator complex. Gene Ontology annotation, molecular function: transcription coregulator activity. Gene Ontology annotation, biological process: regulation of transcription by RNA polymerase II.
AUGAAUAAUCUCAACCAACCACCCCCUCCCCCUCAACCAGGCAACAACAACAACAAUGCCAACAAUAAUUGGAACAGCAACAACAAUUCUCAAAAGAGUUCCAAUGAAGAACGUCAAAAAGUUGUUAGAAUCAUAUUGGAUACGUUGAAUAUGACCAAUCCUAAUUAUGAUCCACAACGAUUAGCUCAAACUGCUCAGGAUUUUGAAAAAUAUAUUUAUGAGAAUGCUCCUACUAGAGAUGAUUACUUGAAAGCUAUUAGACAAAAGGUCACUCAGUUGAGAAGUUCAACCCAACAACGGCAACAACAACAACAGCAGCAGCAGCAGCAACAACAACAACAAAGACAACAGGUUCAACAACCACCUCCACCUCAGGCACAGGUCCAACAACAACAACAGAUGGGAAGAAAUAACAUGACUCCUAAUCCCAAUUCAAUAAAUGCUCAGAAUCAGUUUUUGCAACAACAACAAUCUCAAGCUAGAAAUCAACCUCAAUUACAACCUCGCCAGCCACAGCAACAACAGCAGCAGCAACAACAACAGCCACCUCCAGCGCAACAGCAACAGCAGAUUCGAAUGGGAAAUAUGCCUCAACAGAACCAACAGGGUGGUCAACUUCCAAUUCAACUGCAACAACCCGGGCAAGCUGGUCAAGGUGGUCAACAACCAAGACCAAACCAGCAACAAGCGUUCAGUGCUCAAAACUCAAAAUUGGUUGAAAUGGUUAGAAAUUCGGCAAUUCCCCAACCAUUACUUGCAAAAAUCCCUAAUUUACCUGCUGGUGUUACAACUUGGAAUCAAGUAUUUGCAUGUAUAAAAAAGAGAAUAAUUCCGCCUGAAUCAAUUCAAUUAAUUAAAGAAAUUCAUUCUACUCAUGUACAAUUAGCUUAUCGUGAACAACAACAACAAAAAAUGAAUCAAAUGCAACGAUCUUUGAAUGAUAGUAAUACUACAAUUUCGGCUCCAACUAGUUUGAACACAUCUAUAAGUAAGACUAAUAAUGCUAAUAAUUUAGUGAUGAAUACAACAAAUCCAAAUUUUAAUAUUAAUAAUUUAACUCCACAACAAAGGGAGCAAUUACUUCAAAGACAACGUACACUUCAACAACAACGAAACCAACAGCAACAACAGCAGCAGCAACAGCAGCAGCAACAGCAGCUGCAACAACCUAGAGUGCAGCAACCAGUUCCACAAGCUGCAGGAGGCCCAUCACAAAGUCCCCAAAUGAUGCAAACGACAAUUCAACAAAAUCAACAACCUCCACAACAACAGCAAGUCCCACCUCAACAGCGUGGUCCUCCACCAGCACAACAACAAGAUCAAUCACAACCUCCUAAACCGCCUCAGUUUCAAAUUACUCAACAGGAUUAUAACAGGUAUGCAAAUGAAGCAGUUGCUGUUUUGAAUAAGUUGCAACAACAGAAGCAGAUUGAAGGACCUAUUGAUCAAGGUAUGAAGGAAAGUUUUAUUAGAAAAUACAUUAUUCAUCAAAAGACAUUACUUUGGAAACAACAAAAUGGAUUAGCUCCAGCUCCUCCUCAGAAAGUUGGUCAACAACCACAAGCACAACCUCAACAACCACCACCACCUCCACAACAACAACAGGUUCAACCUCCACAACAACAACAAUCGAUCCCACAACAGGUUCCACCCCAAGGGCAACUUCAUCAACAACAAUCUUCAAUUCAAGGAAUGCCGCAACAACUGCCAAUGUUAACUAAUAUGAAUACACCGAUGUUGAAACCCAAUACACAAGUAAAUACUCUUUCUUCACCAUUAAUGGCUCAACGUGGCGUUAUGAAUACAAAUGCCCAAGUAGCUGCACCAGGACCAGUUCUAGGACAAGGUCCCGGACCAGGACCAGGAGGAGCUCCUGCACAAGCAACAAACAUUCCACCCGCUAAUAGAAAUAGACCAUUAUCAGGAACCGGUCCACCCCAACCAGGUGCCAUUCCUCCCAUAAAUGAAGAUUUUAAGAUGAAGUUGAGACUGUUUACCGAAGAAGUUGCCCGUAGUAAUGUUGUAUUGAAGGAUGUGACUGCAUUACUUUCACCUCAGGAUAAAUUAGCUGUACGUGAAUCAAUGAAUAGGAUUCAAGAACAGUAUGGAAGUGUGGAUAGUAUUAUUACUUAUUUCUUUUUGUUGACUAGGAAUGCCGAGGGGACAAAGAGAUUGAUUCAGAUGAAAUAUAUGACGAAGAAUAUUUUGGAUAAUUUACAUAGAGGGAUUUAUUUGGCAACUCCUGAAUUAUUAGAGAAGUUAAGAGGACAAUAUAGUAAGUAUUUUGAAUAUGUUAAGGAACAAUUUGCAUUAAGAAAACAACAACAAGCGGCAGGACAACCUCAACAACAAGGAAGACAACAACCGCCACAACAACCACAACCGCAGCAACCAGGUAGACAAGUUCCUCCAGUAGGUCAACAACAGCCACCACCUCUUCCACAACAACAAGCGGCACCAAUCAAGAGUCAGACGACACCAUUCAUGAACCAAAACCAACAAGUACAACCUCAAAUGGGAAUUCCACAGCCUAUGCCACCAGCACAACAACAACAGCAGCAACAACCACCCCAACAGCAACAACAACAACAAUUUAACAACUGGCCACCUGCUCCUGGACCCGUUGGAGGUAUGGUUGCACAAUCAAGCGGUGUUCCCAGACAGCAACAGAAUAUUGGCAGCAGUCCAAUAGUUCCACAACAACCAAUUCCACAACCACCACCACAACAAAUGCCAUUACAAUCCCCCAUCCCCACCUUUCAACAAAUUCCAAUCCCACAACAACAACAACAACAGCAGCCCCCACUCGUCAAACCACAAAAGGGAGCCGCUAAAUCCACCGCAGGUGCCAAGAAAGCGGGACCAGGACGUAAACGGAAAAGCAGUUCUGCUGCCCCAACACCAGCAGUCAUCGCAGCACCUACUCCCGCCACAUUGGCAAAUGCAAUCAAGACCCCCAAUAGUAUCCCAACACCUCAAAUCCCUCCCGGAUCUCAUUCAAAUAAGAAUACACCCCAAGCAUCAUCCAGUGUCCAAUCACCACCCAUUAUUAGUCAUGAGACUCCCGUAUAUAGUGCCGAGCAUGAAUUAUUUGGUGGCAUGGUGCAGAUUGAUUCUAAGACUGCUAGACGGAAGGAAUUAUUAGGUUCUGAUCCUGAACAAUUUUUCAUGGCUGCUUUGGCGAAUUUAUUAGAAAUUGAUGAGAAUAAUGGUGGGGAUAAUAGUGGUAAGAAAUUGGCGAAGUCUCCGUUGUCUCCAUAUGAUAGUAAUUGGGUCUGUAGUGUUAGACCAGGGGCGAUUGUGAGUUCGUUUAGACAGGUGGAGCAGAUUAGAGAGACUGUGGAUCAUGAUAUUAUUGCUAAAUGUGAGGAAUUGGCUAUUUCUCAGACUGGGCAGGGUCAGAAUGGUGAGAAGAGGAGGUUGGAGGAAGAUGAUGAUUUGGAUAUGUUGUUUAAUGAAAAGAGAGUGAAGAGGGAAGAAGGUGAGGUGGAUAUGAUGAAUAAUAGUGAUAGGUUUAUUUAUGAACCGAUUGGAUUUGAUGAGUGGAAACAAUUUGUUGUUUCUUCUAUCCAAUGA